Molecule: messenger RNA, 1714 nt
Organism: Jatropha curcas
Lineage: Eukaryota; Viridiplantae; Streptophyta; Magnoliopsida; Malpighiales; Euphorbiaceae
Product: ATP-dependent caseinolytic protease/crotonase family protein
Source: RefSeq, a predicted model, not a curated record
GAACAAUUUAUUGGUCUUCUUAUUUUUACGAAGGAAACUUUUCGAACGACAGGGAAAAGUCUCCCUCCUGAAUAUCAAAAUUUUCUUUCCUUAAUUUCAAAAUUUAAUUUUUACACCGCGCCACAAGCUGCCGUCAAUUUUGCUGCUGAGAAUUCUUUUUUCCCUCAUUGUUCCACAGAAAAACCUUACAUUCUUCCAUUCCAAAGAAAGAUCUGAUGGAAAACACGUCUGGCUCAGAGAUUCCCAAUUCACGUCACUCGCUUUCCCUCCCCACUGAGCCUCCUGAUAUAAGAAAUUGGUUUCCUAGCUACAAGUAUGAAACUUUUGUACUGGAUACUUAUGAUGCUUUUGGAGGUUCUGCGCUUGAAGAAAGUGAAAACGAGGGAGACGUGUUUGCUCUCUUUGAAGAGAGAAAUAGAGAAAAAGCAGGGAAUUUGAGUGAAUCCACAAGAAACAGUGGAAGCGACAAUAAACUUGAAGUUCAGUCUUUAAGUAGGAUGGCAGAUUCUACUUGUGCGCUGUCGCUCCUUUCUGAGCCUCCUCACAUCGGAAAUUGGUAUUCCAGUUAUAUGUAUGAAUCUCCUGUGCUGGAAACUACAGUUGAUGAUUAUAAAGAAUCAGCAACUAAAGAAAGUGAAAGUGAGAAAGAAGGAUUCGAUUAUGAGGGAAGUAAAAGAAAAAGAGAAGACAAUUUUGAUAAGUCUAAGAAUUCAUUUGAAGAUACCGAAGUAGACAAACCUUCAAAUGAGAUUACAGAUUCUUCACAGUCAUCUCCAAUUCUUUCUGAGGUACCAGACAUUAAAAAAUGGUUCUUUAGCCAUGUGUAUGAAUCUCCAGAAACCGAUGGAUUUGUUGACACAGAAACUGAAUGUAAGGAAGAUGACUCUGUUAAUCAACAAAGCAAUAAAGAGAAAGAAAGGAAUUUGUUGAAACUUGGACAAGCCAAAAUUACUGAUGAAGUGGCUAUUGAUGAGAAAGUAACCUCAAUUGGAUUUUUGAAGUUCAACAGCUCUUUAAGAGUCAAUAAGCAGGAAAACCAAUCUCUAAGUGAGGGCAUUAGAGUUUCAGUCAAUGGGAACUUAUCCACUCAGGAUAACCUGUGCUGUGAUAGUAGUCAGAGAUUUGCAGAGAACUUGAAAAAUAAGGCUCGAACUGAAGAACAUAUUCUAUCACCUGCAAGUAAUGUGAGUAUUGUUCAAACUCCUGUUGAUUUAAUAAGAAAAUCAAGUCAUGGAAGCAUUGGCAAAGAGAAUGAAGGUAAAGAAGUUCUUGAAAAUGGUUUUGUGACAACAAAGAAGAACAGACAGAUAAGGAAUGAUGAGAAUUAUUUGUACAAGCCAAAAAAGAAUGUAUCACAAUGUGCAAGAAAUGAAAGAAUAACUUCAUCAGGAUGUGGAAAUGAAGCCGCAGGAAGAAAGGUUUUGACAGAAAGAACUAAUUUGGAAAAUACUAAUGCCAUUGAAGUUACUGGGAAAUGGAAGUGUCCCCAGAAGACAAAGCCAAAUGUUGGACCUCCUUUAAAGCAGCUUCGACUUGAAAGAUGGAUUCAUAGGGUGUAAAAGCUUCAGCUAGAAAAAUUUUCCAGGAAAAUCCUGUUCAAUGUACUGCUAAUUUCAACUGAGAGUUUUGCUUAGUACUUAACCUUAGAUAGAUUUGCCUUGAUAUACAUUUCGGUCUCUUUUGUUUCAAUCAAAAGUGGCAAUUAUAGUCUUUA